Cladocopium goreaui is the source of this 417-nucleotide messenger RNA. The record is from the annotation of a GenBank genome assembly. Lineage: Eukaryota; Dinophyceae; Suessiales; Symbiodiniaceae.
AUGAAGAAGGGCCGCGCCGCCAAGCAAUGCAAGAUGCGCAUGGCGCAAGGUUGUAGCGUGGCAUCGCUGCUGAACUGUGCUGACAAUAGUGGCGCCAAGAACCUCUACAUCUUUGCAGUGAUUGGCAUUGGUGGACGCUUGAACAAGCUGCCCAACUGUUCUCCCGGAGACCUGGUCCUCUGCAGUGUGAAGAAGGGAAAGCCUGAGCUCCGAAAGAAGGUCCUGAAGGGUGUGGUGAUUCGGCAGAAGAAGGCGUGGCGACGACGUGAGGGCGUCUUUGUGUACUUUGAGGACAACGCAGGAGUCAUCGUCAACGACAAGGGAGAGAUGAAGGGAUCUGCCAUCCAGGGCCCUGUGGCGAAGGAAUGCGCCGAGCUGUGGCCGAAAAUUGCCUCCUGCGCACCGGCCAUUUGCUGA